Molecule: messenger RNA, 940 nt
Organism: Cydia amplana
Lineage: Eukaryota; Metazoa; Arthropoda; Insecta; Lepidoptera; Tortricidae
Gene: Pex19
Product: peroxisomal biogenesis factor 19
Exons: 8
Coding region: 77-916 (279 amino acids)
Biological process (GO): protein import into peroxisome membrane
Cellular component (GO): peroxisomal membrane; peroxisome
Source: RefSeq, a predicted model, not a curated record
AACGUCAAAAAACUAGACUGUCUUGUGAAAUUUAUUUCAUAAAAUUUAUUUUAAAUAGUUUAAUUACUAAAUUAUUAUGUCCGACAACAAAGAUGCGACUAAAAAGGAAGUCGAUCCCGAACUGGACGAUUUACUCGACAGCGCUCUCCAAGACAUGACGAAGAAGCCAGCCGCAGCUGGAGAGGUACAGGAACCGGUGUGGAGCGAGGAGUUUGUUAAGGAGGCAGCGGCGCAGUUUGAAAGCAACAUGGCCGCUUUACUGGGAAGCUUCAGUGGUGUGCCGGGUGAACAGCCAGAAAUCAGCCAGGAGCAGAUAGCACAGACAUUCUCGAAAAUGGCUGAGGCCGCGGCCGCGGUGCUGAAGCCGGGCGCGGCGGACGGCUGCGAAGCCCCCGCGGCGGACCCCGCCAAAAUAGACGAGGUGUCAGCAGCCAUAUCGCAGACCCUACAGAACCUGAGCUCCAACUCCGAAGGUCUACAAACGCCAUUCAGCGACCAGGACCUCGCCAACAUGUUCGGCAACUUCAACCUUGGAGAAAACCAGGAUGGCAACAUGUUCCUCCCCUUCAUGCAAGGGAUGAUGCAGUCGCUCCUCUCUAAGGAGGUCCUCUACCCCUCCUUAAAGGAGUUGGUAGACAAGUACCCCGCCUGGCUCGAGGAGAACAAAGGGAAAGUGCCCCAGGAUGACUACGACAGAUACUGCCGGCAACAGGAGCUGAUGCAGCAGGUCUGCGCUGAACUGGAACCGGAGCAGGAAACGGACCCUGAUGAUGUCAAGAGGAGGCGGUUCGAAGUGGUGCUAGAACUUAUGCAGAAGAUGCAAGACUUGGGUCAGCCGCCCACCGAGCUGGUUGGUGACAUGGCCGCGCCGCAAGGGCUCGCAGCGCCCGACAACUCGCAGUGCAGCGUCAUGUAGUGACAUGACACGUGACAGGUGACA